This is a messenger RNA of Ramularia collo-cygni, 2109 nucleotides long. RefSeq names its product related to peroxisomal amine oxidase (copper-containing). Gene Ontology annotation, molecular function: primary methylamine oxidase activity; copper ion binding; quinone binding. The record is from RefSeq and is a predicted model, not a curated record. The transcript has 5 exons. Bases 1 to 2109 code for a protein of 702 amino acids. NCBI's taxonomy places the organism in Eukaryota, Fungi, Ascomycota, Dothideomycetes, Mycosphaerellales, Mycosphaerellaceae. Gene Ontology annotation, biological process: amine metabolic process.
AUGGCUACCACAGAAGCUUCCUUCUCGCCAAGCACCUCGCUGCCCACGAGGACCGCAGAAAGGGCCACCGUCCAUCCUUUGGCUCCAAUCAGUGCAGAUGAAAUCCAGCGUGCCGUAGCUCUGAUCAAGGCGCAAUGGCCAGCGGAGACAGACAUUCACUUCAAAGCCCUUACUCUUGAGGAGCCUCCAAAAGCCGAGACCGUCCCGUACCUCGAGGCGGCUUUCCACGGCCAUGAUUUGCCACACAUCCAGCGGAGAGUGUUUGCUGCCUACUACUUGCGUAACACUCAUAAACUGCACGAGGCUGUUGUCAACCUCGAUACUGAAAGUCUUGAAUACAACAUUCGUCUAGGUGCCAACGUACAUGCUCCAAUCGAUGGCAGCGAGAUCGUCGCAAUAGAGCGUGUUGCCCUUGAAGAUGCUGGUGUUCAGGCAGAGAUCGCAAAAUUGAAGCUACCCGAGGGCGCUGUGGUUGUCUGCGAUCCAUGGAUCUACGGCUCUGAUGGUGUUGAUGAUGAUGAAAGGAUGUGGCAAUGUUUCCUGUACCUCCGAGACACCACAAACACCGACAAUGCGGACUCGAACCACUAUGCCCUGCCACUCGCCAUUUCUCCAGUCAUUUCUCAGGAGCUCAAGGUCAUCCGCAUCGAUCGCCUCCCAACGGGCAAGGACAACUCCAUUAGCGAGACGAAGCCGUGGAUCCCCCGGGCUGGCAAUGAAUACGUGCCAGAGUACCAAAAGCUCAGAACAGAUCUCAAGCCGUUGCACGUUGUACAGCCAGAAGGCGCCAGCUUUACAGUAACCGAACAAGGAACCUCCACCAUCAUUCACUGGCAAAAGUGGUCGUUCCGUCUUGGUUUCAACCAGAGGGAGGGCAUGGUGCUGUAUGAUGUUCGCUAUGAUGGCAGAAGCCUGUUCUAUCGCCUUUCACUAUCGGAUAUGAACAUUCCCUACGCCGAUCCUCGCCAUCCUUACCACAAGAAGUCCGCGUUUGAUCUUGGAGACGUCGGUGCUGGUGUGAUGGCGAACGACCUCAAGCUGGGUUGCGAUUGUCUUGGAUCGAUUCACUACCUCUCUUCAACUCUGGCAGACGAUAAGGGCGAACCCAUGGAAAUGCCUAACGUCGUUUGCUUGCAUGAACAGGACGGGGGAAUCGGUUGGAAACACACCAAUUACCGUACAGGCAGAGCCGCUGUGGUUCGGAACCGGGAGUUCGUCGUGCAAUCCAUCAUAACCGUGGCAAACUACGAGUACAUCAUGGCAUUCAUGUUUGGACAGGCCGGCGAACUGUCGUAUGAGGUUCGUGCCACGGGAAUUCUCUCUACUCAGCCAAUCGACGAUGGAGUCGAGGUGCCAUGGGGAACGAUUGUCCACCCCGGCGUACUAGCCACUCACCACCAGCAUAUCUUUUCCCUGCGCGUGGAUCCCGCAAUCGAUGGUCAUAGCAAUCGUUUGGUCUAUGAAGAAGCCCACGCAAUGCCUCGCUCCGACUUCAACCCCCAUGGAACUGGUUACACCACCACCGAGACACUGGUAGAAACUUCAGGAGGCUACGAUGUCGACUACUCGCAGAAUCGAACAUUCAAAAUUCAGAAUGCUGCAGUCAGAAACCCCAUCAACGGGAAACCUGUGGCAUACAAGAUCCACGCCCCACCGUUCCAGAAGAUCUUGUCUGAUACUCAAUCAUUCAAUCACCAACGGGCUGAAUUCGCAGACAAGUCGAUCUAUGCCGUCAAGCAUCGGGAUGGAGAGCUCUACGCAGGUGGCAAAUACACCAAUCAGUCGCGAGGUGGCACGGGCGUACGUAGCUGGGCCGAUCGAAAGGAGAAGAUCGUGGACGAUGACAUUGUCCUGUUCGUUCAAUUCGGCAUCAAUCAUAUCCCACGCAUCGAAGACUUCCCAGUCAUGCCCUCGGAGGUCAUCAAGGUCUCGUUUAAGCCGGCGAAUUUCUUCGACAAGAAUCCAGCCAUCGACGUUCCUCCCUCUAGCCAGGCCUUCAACAAAUCGGUUCUGCUAAGCGAGCAACAUCGGCAAGCUACCGCAGAGGCUGUCAUCGACGGGAGUGGUAACGCAUGCUGUUCUAUUGAACCGGCGAGCAGUAAGCUAUAG